Messenger RNA from Salvia miltiorrhiza (redroot sage), 1533 nucleotides. RefSeq lists its product as uncharacterized. NCBI's taxonomy places the organism in Eukaryota, Viridiplantae, Streptophyta, Magnoliopsida, Lamiales, Lamiaceae. The coding region runs from base 565 to 1395 and encodes 276 amino acids. The transcript has 5 exons. The record is from RefSeq and is a predicted model, not a curated record. Gene Ontology annotation, molecular function: ubiquitin binding.
AAUAGAUUUUAUGUAGGCUUCUUAAAUGUAAAAUUAGAACAAAUAAGCCUACCAACUUUUUUUAUUUUUAAUUUUUAGAAAAACAUUUGAGUAUAAAAAAUAUAAACCACGUGUAUUUUAUGCUGAGGUGGCAGACGCCGUGGCCGUCGGCAUCAAAUUCACAAGGACCAUACCUGUAUUGACGUUUGCAAAGAGAUAACCGGUCGCAGGCAGCUGCCUACUGCAAGAAAUUUUAUUUCACCAAUUAAUUUUCAAUUGAAAAUUAUUGAUUUGAUUGAAUAGAUCCAUCUGAUUGAUGAUGAAACCCUAGAAUUGUAAACCUUUCCCCUCUAUAUUGAAUUGAAUAGAUCCAUAGUUUGUUCUCUAUUCUCUUGUUUGCCGGAUUGGAUGUGAAAUCGGAUCGAUUCUGUUUAUUGAUUCCGAUACUGUGCAGUAUUAAUAAUUUUUCAUUCCAUAAUCAGUGGGUUAAAUUAAUUCUUUAGAUUCUGCAUGAGAAAAGUGGUGGCGGCGGAGGGAUCGGAUACACAGUAGAGAGAAGGAUUUCUUCUUGGUUGGGGGCGCAACAUGUCUGCCGUUGUGUGCGGAAAGAGAUCAAACAUCUUCGAGGAAUCGCCGUCGUCGCCGCCAGUCUCCAAGAGAAUCCGCUAUUUGUCUUCGUCUUCCUCGUCUCCAGGCCGAGCUUUCUCUCCGCCGCGGGUUGCCGCCGCUCCCGCUUGCUGGUUCUCCAACUCGUCCGCGCCGCUCGAUCAUCUUCUCGCUCUUUUUCCUGACAUGGACAGACAGUUUCUUGAGAAAGCCCUUGAAGAAUCUGGCGAUGAUUUGGAUUCAGCGAUUAAAAGACUAAAUGAGCUUCGGUUGAGUGCUGCAGAAAGUGUAUCUGAUGUUACCCAGGAAAUUAAUGCUCAAUUUUCUGCUCAAGUUGGAGAUAGCGAGAGCAGUGCUAGAAGAGAGGAAUCAUCUGGUGGAAGUAGUUAUCCUGCCAGUGGUGCGGAGUGGGUGGAGCUCUUGGUGGGAGAAGUGAUAAAUGCGUCGAAUGUAGAGGAUGCUAAGGCACGUGUGUCACAAGCCCUUGAGGCAUUGGAGAAGUCCAUUUGUGCAAAUGCAACUGAAGAUACUGCCCGAAGCUUUCAGAAGGAGAACCUAAUGCUAAAGCAGCAGCUGGAAGCACUCAUUCACGAGAACACGAUUUUGAAGCGGGCAGUUUCAAUCCAGCACGAGCGACAGAAGGAGUUUGAGGAAAUGGGUCAGGAGAUGCACAAGCUGAAGCAGCUUGUAUCUCAAUACCAGGAGCAAGUUAGAACUCUUGAGGUUAACAACUAUGCUCUAGCGAUGCACCUGAAGCAGGCUCAACAAAAUAACUCAAUCUCUGGGCGUUUUCACCCCGAUGUGUUUUAGCUAAAAACCUCAUCUCUUAUCAUUCAUGAUAUACAUGGCUCUAUCAUGUGCCAAUAAGAUUCAACAUGUCACUUUUUUUUUUUUUUUUUUGACUGAAUGCAUCCCUUGAUCAAUCUAGAUUUUUAUGUUAAUUUUUUU